This is a messenger RNA of Saccostrea cuccullata (small rock oyster), 2164 nucleotides long. RefSeq lists its product as uncharacterized. The record is from RefSeq and is a predicted model, not a curated record. The annotation marks the transcript as partial. NCBI's taxonomy places the organism in Eukaryota, Metazoa, Mollusca, Bivalvia, Ostreida, Ostreidae. The transcript has 4 exons.
AUGAAUUGGAUAGAUUGUUUUAGUGAAGAGAGGGAGAUGGAUAAAAAGUACGUUUGUUUUGUAGCCCAGCGAAAGCAAGCUGUUGAAGAUAUUUGUCCUUUUAUCUCCAUUUUGUUUAUAACUUCAACAGUUGGAGUUGCUUUAGAGGGUGUUUUGUCUACUCCCUUAAUAUAUCCAACAAUUAACGACGUCAGAGAAUCUGAUAAACUAACCUCAUGGAUCGAAAACACAGAAGCCAAAACUGUAGUCUGGUAUUACCUUUUGCUAUGCCCAGAACAAGAUAUGUGUCUGGGAGAAAAAUUUAGACGGAGCUACAAUUUCAUCCUAGAUCCGUCUUGUAUGCCAUGUGAUUGUGAGGAUUCCUGUGUGAGAAAAGGCACUUGUUGUCCUUCUAAAUUCUACAGACAAGCAACCACUCCAGACUUCAUAGAAUACAUGCCAAAUGUAGAGGAAAAACAAAAGGGUCAGUCUUUGUCUUGCAUCGAAGCGUUAUGGAAUAAAAAGAGCGGAAUCAGUCCUGGUAAAGCAUUCUGGAUGAUAGACACAUGUCUAAGUGGUGCUACUUGUCUCUCAUUUGAAUUACGAAAUAUGUCCGAUGCUACGCCAGUGACGUCAUUGUCAAGCAAUGAAACAUAUCCAAAUAUUCAGUGCGCAUUAUGCAAUAAUGAGUCUAUUUUUGAUAUGGCUCCUUGGUGGAUGAGGAAAAUUUGCCUUAAUCGAUCAGCACUUUUUUCAAAUGACAAAUUUGAAAUUCUUUACCAAUUUGUGUUUUCAGGCGACUCUCCAGUCUGCAACAUUGCUUUCCAUCCCCCCAUAUCAGUCCGAGAGAUAAUUAAUCCCUGUAUAUCCUACACAGCUCAGGUUAAUCUUACUUGCAACAAUAUGCUCAAUCUAACGGAAGAAACAAAAGCUCUACUCAUUGACUCUUGCCAGAAAUACCACUUACCCUACACGACUUCAAAUAUGGUUUAUAGAAACAUAUAUUGUGCCCUGUGUGAUAGAGAGGUUUCUGACCUUACAAUUCAGAAUGAGUACAGUGGAUAUGGUUCCAUGACGUACAUGCCUCAAACUUUUUCGGCUCUCAUGGAUUCCAAACAAAAUAAAAAUGAAAUCCCCACAAAGAACCACAAUUGCGGAUCAAAUCAAGUAUUUGACAAUAAGAUGUCCAAAUGCCUGGACAUUGAAUGUGAAACAGAGUACAUCUACAACAACUCAACCUGCAAACUUCGCUAUCCAAUUCUUGGGAAAAACAACUAUGAGUUAAAUUUAAUGAUCACUUCAAUAGAGGAUUCCAAUAUCAUUAACUGGGAAUAUCAUUUAUCGGAUGUUGAAGCGGCUCUAGCAAACAUCAUAUCCAGACGUUAUUUGUCUGAUAAUCUCUGUCGGAUUUCAAUUUUGUCUUCGUUUAAAACAGAUUUCUUGGCAGUUGUUCUUGAACUGUCAGUUGACCGUUUUCAAAAUGUGGACUUAAUGAUACAGAAGCUGAUGAAUGCCUUUUCUAUACAGAAUAUGGCAAUAUCUCUAGCAUCUUUGAAGCGCGAAGUUAACGUCACUCUUUCUGUCGUUGGGCAAAGAUUUCAUAUGCACGGCAAUUCUUUAUUUGGUACAAAUAUUCGUAACCGUUUCUACGUAAACCCAAUGAGUCUAGAUAAAAUGCUUUUAUAUAAUGGUUCAGCAGAACUAAACUAUUAUGAGUAUGACCCCAAGCGACCUUUAUGUUUCCAAAAUGACAUAGUGGUUGUUGUAGCGGACUGGUAUCGCUGUCCUAAAGUAAAAGUGAAUACAAGAGACGCCAAAAUAGAUAUGUCGAAUUUCUCUGUAUGUCUUGUAGACUAUCAAGCUUGCUUCUCAUCAAAUCAGUUCAAAGAGGCUCAAGAUAAGCGCAGUGUAGAAAUAUGUCUCGACCAGUAUCUUAAAGUUAUCAGCCAGGAAAACAAUCAAAGGGGAUUUGCAGAAGACCGCAUAAUGAAAUAUUUUACUCUUACCGUCUGUUACACUCUGAGGUAUCCCCUCUUAUCCACAACUCCUAUUAUACAUAACACAGUGGUUAGAUCGCCUGCUCAAGUGUCGCGGAGUAAGGUGUUGUUCUUUCCGUCGUGGGUUCAAAUCCCACUGUCGGAGGUAGAGACAGGUCCUUCAGAUGAGACCGAGAUCCCGUAUCUAG